Molecule: messenger RNA, 3222 nt
Organism: Caenorhabditis remanei
Lineage: Eukaryota; Metazoa; Nematoda; Chromadorea; Rhabditida; Rhabditidae
Exons: 11
Coding region: 1-3222 (1073 amino acids)
Biological process (GO): signal transduction
Source: RefSeq, a predicted model, not a curated record
AUGGCCACUCCAGUGCCAAAACCACGCACAAAAUUUGGUGGCGAUAGUUUGAGUCCAAACGGAAGUGAUCAGAAUCAGAAUCGGACUCCAGAAACUUCUUCAACACCUUCACCCCAACCCAGUGACCAUUCGAAGCCAUCAGAAGACGUUGUAGUACUCCGUCGGCCAACGGAAGCCGAGGAUACACCAAAACGAGUCCCACCCGAAGUGCCACCGAGACCACCUGCAAAACCGCCACGUGCCAUGGCGAACUCGGCGGCAGUUCAAAACUUUGGAAAUGUUUUGGGAGAGUUGAGACUUAACUUGGGAGAAUCCAAACCACCAGAAAUUGGUUUGAUAGUGAAUAAUGGAGUGGAUAAGGGUCCGAGUAAGUCAAUGAGUCCGCCACAACGUCAUGCUCCACCGCCUCCGAGACCACCUCCACCACCCGGAUGGAAACCAGAAGUUACGCAACCAUUGAUUCCAGAUAGGGUCUCGUCGCAUUCAAACCGCCCAUUACCUGCACUACCCUUAGACGUGGAACUAACACCUGUCAACUCCGGUCCCUCCACUUCAUCAUCUUCCACGUAUGUCAACACUAAUCCUCAGACAGUUGAGAACCCACUUUAUUUAUCUCUGGAUGCAUACCGUACUUUAUCUGGAAUCACACCAUCUCCAUCGAAUCCCCCAACCGCAUCUCCAGACUGUGAAGAUCUUCGAGAAUGGUUGACCGAGGAAGAAGAAGCAGAAGUUUGUUCGGCAUCACGUCCAGAGGAUCUCAACUCCAAUAUUCCCGCACCACCUCCAUCCCGUCCAUCUAUAGGAUCUCAAUCUCAGAAUCUCGAAGAGAACCCUUAUACUCCGUGUCCACGAAGAAGUGACUACUCAAGUACGGAAUUCGUUGGCACCACCCUAGACCCCUUUGAUGAUAGCUUCUAUACGAACACACCGUCACGUGUCUCCACGUCGUCAAAAAAUCAGAAUCUCUACGUGGCGGCACAUUUCGAGAAAAGCAAUACAAGUAUUAGUGAGAAUAAUUAUGACAAUGUUGUGGAAGUGUGUGCCACCACGCCGAGUCCAGUGCCAACAUCCCAUACUUAUGUCAAUGUACCGCCCAUGUAUCCACAUGAUGUGGAGACAUCUGACAGUGUUUGUGGAGGCAAUGAUGAAGGAGGAGGAGGGAAAAUGAAGAUUGAUGGAAGUUCGAUUAUGUUUGUUGGAUUUGUGUGUUUGACUAGUACCAAAAGGGAGAAACGUCUUCACUGUCGACUACGAAACAUGCAGCUCAGUCUCCACGAGGAUGAAGAAUCCACCGAAGCGUCUCAUGGCCCAUACGAUAUCAAGGACAUCUAUCUAUUCCGUCAAAUUCCGUCUACAUACGAUGGCCCAUCCACGUCUACAAGUUCUCUUCCCGCCACCACAUCAUCCGCUUCAAUUCUUAUCCACGUCGGCGAGAAGCGACACGUCAUCUCGUUCAUCCCAGAAGACCCGCCAAAUCUGUGGAUGUUCUUCUUGUCAGAGGCGUGGUUAUCGUUGAACUACGGUCUGACUGCUGUACUCCGGGAUGCUGAUGAGAUGGCGAUUUGUGGAAUGACGUGGAUUAAGCAUGGAGCAACUGGAGAAUGGAAGUGCUGCUCCGCGGGAAUUAAUAACAUGACGUUGCACUAUAUGUUGACUGAUUCUAGAGAUAGAAUAUACAAAAGGAAUAGUCACGAAACAGACACCUCAUUUGGAUCGUCAACUGGAGAUGAGCUGGUUGAAGUGGACCUACGAAAAGUGAUGACGAUGAGAGACAAAAUUGACAAAAGCGAAUAUUGUCCGCAUGUAAAGCAUAAAAGAGGUCCAUUCUCAAUGACUCUUCACGGAGUUACUCUUUAUAUUGAUUCUCGUGAUGAUGCCACCACUUCCCAUUGGUAUGAGGCAAUCGAUUGUCUACUGAAGAGACCAGCAACUCGGUUGGAGAAUUUGAGGCUUACAGGGGAUAACAUUCCAGUGAUAGUUGAUAAAUGCAUUCGAUUCGUGUCUGCGUAUGGAAUGAAAUCUGAGGGAAUCUACAGGAGGAAUGGCAAAGUGACAGAGGCGAAGACAAUAUUGACGAAACUGACAGAAGAUCCAGUUGGCUUCUAUCCAGUGCAGGAGAACGAUGAGACCGUGUAUGCAGUGGCUGAUGUGCUCCGUCAAUUCUUCCGAAAACUCGACGAACCAUUGUUCCCAUCCUCUGUGCAAGCGGAACUAUUCGAUUUGGCCGUCGAAUCUCAUUCCGAAGAACUGUACAAAAGAUACGCAGAACUCAUCGAGCACUUCCCUAGAGUUCAUCAUGCAACCCUCAAAAAGCUCGUUGGUCAUCUCAAGAUAAUGUCGGAGCAUGCACAAGAGAAUCGAGCAAGUGUGGAGAAUCUCGCGAAAGUGUUUGCAGCUAGUCUAUUCCUGACGGAUUCAAUGGAGAAAAAAGUGUUUAGUGAGAGUUAUAAUCAUCAGAUCAACACUAUGAUUCACUUGAUCACUGGAUAUGAUACUAUCUUUCAGAUUAGUAUGGAAGAGGAACUCUCCCGUCAAAUGGUGAACGAUGCUGAGAAGAAAUCAUUGAAUGCGAAAAAACCAAGCCCAGAUUUCAUAGUGGCGAUUCAUGUAUGGGAGAAAGAGAACCGCCCAUUCAAUGUUAAAAUGAGUCUAGCCGGAGAGGAGGUUUGUAGAGAAGCAAUUGCAAAACGAGGAUUCGAUGGACCGCCCGACUCGCCUUAUGCAGUUUUCGAAUGUCUAUCGGAUGGUCAUUUGAUAAGAAGACUUCCGUCAUCACAGAAAAUGUCAAAGUGUGUAUUACAAUGGAUCGAUUGGAACUGCAAAGAUGGAUAUUUGUUAUUUGACCAUGACAAAUACCGAUUCGAUGGAUCGGACAUGUCGUGUUUUACUGGGAAGGUGAAGGUUGCCGAGCCAGGUUCCAGAACUUUCAAAUCAUAUGAAGUCAAGAUUGAGAACGGAACCUCUAUUGGCGCAUAUCGAAAUGAGAAACUCUGGAAAACAUGGCCAAUGGAUGAAAUAAUUUGGUAUGUAGGUACAGAACCCUCUAGAAAACCGCCCAAUUCAUUCAAUACAACAAUGAUUCGAUCCACCAAAGAUGGCUAUUCCAAUCGAUUCACCGGAUUCUGUUUUUCGUUCAAAGAGGAGAAUGAGAGGAGUCGUUGGUUGACGGCGUUGUCGCAUUUCACAAAGAGUAAUGACUCGGAACCACUGGUUUAUAUUUGA